Molecule: messenger RNA, 1362 nt
Organism: Lycium ferocissimum
Lineage: Eukaryota; Viridiplantae; Streptophyta; Magnoliopsida; Solanales; Solanaceae
Product: NAC domain-containing protein 20-like
Exons: 3
Coding region: 28-1044 (338 amino acids)
Biological process (GO): regulation of DNA-templated transcription
Molecular function (GO): DNA binding
Source: RefSeq, a predicted model, not a curated record
UAGAAAACAACGCACCUUUAUAUAGCCAUGGUCUCUGCAUCCGUACUUCCCUCUCUUGAAGAAAUAUCUAGCAAUAUAAUGGAUCAGGAAAAUCUACCUCCAGGGUUCAGGUUCCAUCCAACUGAUGAAGAAUUAAUCACAUAUUAUCUAAGUAACAAGGUUUCUGAUUUCACCUUCACUUCUAGAGCCAUUGCUGAUGUUGAUCUCAACAAAUCUGAGCCUUGGGAUCUCCCAGCGAAAGCGUCAAUGGGAGAAAAGGAAUGGUAUUUCUUCAGCCUUAAAGAUCGCAAGUAUCCAACAGGCCUUCGCACUAACCGAGCUACAGAAGCAGGCUACUGGAAAACAACAGGCAAGGAUAAGGAGAUUUAUCGUGGUGGAUCAGUCCUAGUUGGGAUGAAGAAAACUUUGGUUUUCUACAGAGGGAGAGCUCCUAAGGGUGAAAAAACCAAUUGGGUUAUGCAUGAGUAUAGGCUAGAAACCAAGCUUGGUUUCAAACCUUCUAAGGAGGAAUGGGUAGUUUGUAGGGUGUUCCACAAAAACUCAACUGCGAAGAAACCACAACCAACAUCAUCAUCCCAACAAUCUGAUCAAGAGUCUCCUAAUUGUGACACUUACACAUUAGCAAAUGAGUUUGGGAAUAAUAUUGACCUACCAAGUUUCAACGGCGCCAAUAUUCCUUUACAGAAUUACACCAAUCAUGAGAACAUGAAUAUCAUGAACUUGACAAGCACUAGUACUCUUCCAUUACUACCUGCAGCUUGGUCUUCUAACCUGCUAAGCUCAAAUAAUCUUCCAUCAGUGAAUUCUUUGCUCCUUAGGGCAUUACAAUAUAGGGGUAAUUAUAAUCAUCAGCCAAGUGAUAAUCAAGCUACAAUUACUAGUACCGGUUACCCGUUUAACAUUCAAUCACAAGGUACUAUUUCUCAUUUUGGGAUUGAUUUUAACCCCUUGGAGGGGCCUUCUUCCUCUGUUGUACUAGAUCCUCUUCAGCAACAACAGCCACAGGAGCAAUCAUACAAAUUGGACUCAAAUAUUUGGGAGUAACUUGUUACUGUGUUGACUUAAUUUAGGGGUUGCCCCUAGUAAGUUUCAAAUAACAUGACUAUUCUCAGUGUCGAUCCUCUUGUCACAAAAAGUCACAUUUCAGGUAACCAGUAAUAACUAGGUGUUUUCAUAUUUAUAGUAAAUUUCGCAAGUCCAUAUGUAGGGCAAGGUGUAGUUCAUAAACAAGCAAGAAAUUUCUGGAUUCAUGUUAAUUAAGCUAGUGUAGUCAGCUGUAAUUGACUUGGGAAAAUCCCUAUAGUCGCUAUUUUACGUAUCUUUUAUUCAAACGAGCUCCAUAUUUGCAUUUGUAUAACACAA